AUGAAUGUUCUACUUCUGUCUUUGCUUGUUAUACAAAAUAUAGUAACCUAUUUAGAUCAAAUAAAAAAUGGUAUAACCGGUCAUUAUAUAGAAGAUCAUAAUAUUAAGAAUGAUAAUUGUAUUAGCUUUUCUGAUUAUGAGAAAUCCAUAAAAAACUUUUCUUUUUCUUCUCAUGCAGAAAAUAAUUAUGAUAAUAUAAUAAAUGAAUAUAAAAAAAUAAAAGACAUUAACAACCAUAUAAAUAUAUUAUCAUCAGUACACAGAAAAGGAAGAAUAUUAUACGACAGCUUUUUAGAAAUAAACAAUUUAGAAAGUGAAAAUAAUGAGAAAGAAGAUGAAUAUGAAGAUAAUGAUGAAAGCUUUUUAGAAACUGAAGAAUAUGAAGAUAAUGAAGAUGAAAAAUAUAAUAAAGAUGAAGAUGAAUAUGCAGAAAGUUUUAUUGAGACUGAAGAAUAUGAUGAUAAUGAAGAAGAACAAUAUAAUAAAGAUGAAGACGAAUAUGCAGAUAGUUUUAUUGAAACAGAACACUAUGAAAAUAACGAUGAUAAAAAUGAAGAAGAUGAAGAAGAAGAAAGUUUUCUAGAAUAUGAUCAAUAUGAUCACCAAGAUAAUGAAGAAGGAGAAGAAGAAGAAUAUAAUGAUCAAGAUAAUGAUUAUGGAUAUAACUUUUUAGAAACUGAUCAAUACGAUGAUAGCGAUGAAUAUAAUUAUGAAGAUUACGACGAAUACGGUGAAAGUUUCCUUGAAAAAGAAGAAAGUGAAGACAUGAAAGAUGAAGAGAUGAAAGAUGAAGAGAUGAAAGAUGAAGAGAUGAAAGAUGAAGAGAUGAAAGAUGAAGAGAUGAAAGAUGAAGAGAUGAAAGAUGAAGAGAUGAAAGAUGAAGAGAUGAAAGAUGAAGAGAUGAAAGAUGAAGAGAUGAAAAAUGACGAGAUGAAAUAUGACGAAUUAAAAAAUGAGGAAGAAAAGAUGGAAGAUAUCUCUUAUGAUGAAUUCAUGGGAUAUAAAAAGAAGGAAAAAAAAGAAUCAAAUAAUAAAGCAUCCGACAGCUUCCUUGAAAAUGAUUUACAAGAAAAUUCUGACAAUGAAUUACAUAAUAACUUUGAAUCAAAAAAAAAUGUAGAUAAUGAAAAUAUUUUCUAUGGUUAUAAUGAUAAUGAUGAUGAAAGCUUUUUAGAAACUGAUUCAUAUGAAGAAUAUGAAGAUGAAGAUAAAGAUGUUGAAGAUGAUUAUGAAGAAAGCUUCUUACAAAAUGACGAGAAAAAAAUGGUCUUUUAUGAUUUAUACAAACCAGAAGAAAAUGAAUCAUAUUAUGAAAAGAAAAAACAAGAAGAAGAAAAAGAACACGAUAUGGAAGACCAAGAAGAUAAUGAUGAAGAUAAAAAUGAUCUUUUAGAUGUAGAACAAGAUGAAGAAGAAACAAGUGAAGCAAAAGAAAAAGUAAAAGGAAAAUCAUUUGAUAAUGAACAUUUGAAUGAAAUACAAAACGUUAGCAAUGUGCAUGCAUUUAUACAAAAAGAUAUGAAAUAUUUAGAUGAUCUCUUAGAUGAAGAACAAACUAUUAAAGAUGCUGUCAAGAAAAGUGGUUAUAGAGUAAAUAAAAAAUUAGGAAAUAAUAAAAAAUCACAAAUGAUACUAGAAGAAGAACCAGAAGAAAAUUUUGAAGAAGAAGCUGAUGAAGAAUUAAAUAAACUAAUGGAACAAGAAAAAAAUAUUGUAGAUAAAGAAAUUAAAAAUAGUAAAACACAUAAAACCAACAAAAAAUUACAAAUGAAUAACAAUAAUAAUAAUAAUAAUAAUAAUUAUAAACAAAAGAAUAUGUAUAUGAAAAAUGAAUAUAAUAAUAAGAUGACAAAAAAUAAUAAAAAAGAAAAAUAUGAUGAAUCAUAUAUGGAUGAAGAUUAUGAACAAAAUGAAGAAUUCAAUGAAAAUAAUCUAAACGAAGAUAUGAAAGAAACAAAUGAACUAGAAGAUAUUAAUGAUGAACUCUUAACUGACCAAGGAGUAAAUGAAGAUACAUUAUUAGAAAAUAAUAAUAAAUUUUUUGAUCCAAAAUUUGUACCACACAAAAAAAGAGAAAAAAGUAUAUCCCCACACACACACCAAAACGUAUCUACUAAAAUGCAAAACAAGGAAGACAUGGAAAAUAAUGAAGCCGCUAUGACUGCUGAGGAAUUAAUCGAAUUAGAAAACACAGAAGAGAUAAAUACACCAACAAUGGUAGAAACAGAAGAAAUAAAUUCUGAUGAAAACGGAGACAAAUCUAGCAGUUCAAUAUCGUUCAUUAGUUCUAUAGUAUUCCUUAUGGUUACCAUUUUAUAUAUUAUGAAUUAA
Plasmodium gaboni is the source of this 2331-nucleotide messenger RNA. RefSeq names its product rhoptry-associated membrane antigen. Bases 1 to 2331 code for a protein of 776 amino acids. NCBI's taxonomy places the organism in Eukaryota, Apicomplexa, Aconoidasida, Haemosporida, Plasmodiidae. The record is from RefSeq and is a predicted model, not a curated record. The transcript is spliced from 5 exons.